Molecule: messenger RNA, 1734 nt
Organism: Xylaria bambusicola
Lineage: Eukaryota; Fungi; Ascomycota; Sordariomycetes; Xylariales; Xylariaceae
Exons: 2
Coding region: 1-1734 (577 amino acids)
Molecular function (GO): methyltransferase activity
Source: RefSeq, a predicted model, not a curated record
AUGGCGCCGCAAUCGUACAACUCCUGCUCCGAUGAUUUCAGUGCUUCGACUCGCCCCGUCUCCGAAUCCGCAGUGCCCGAGUUAGAUCCUGACCUAUCUACAACCGACGAUGUCACGAGCGAUUACCUCAGCACCAGGACGAGAAGCGUUCUAGGGCCCGUGAUCGACCAAGACGAUGGGUUUGGAUCUAAUCCCUUUGAUACAACAUCUAUUUACACGCCCAGCCACUUUCCCACCAUCUCUAUCACGUAUCGCUCUAUGGAUAGAUCGUGGGAGGAUGCAGAAACAGUAAACUCGACUCGGUCGAUAACCGAUUUAGAUGUAGACUAUGUGAUGGAAAAUGGACGACGGUACUGUGGGCCAUACUACAUGCCAAACGACGAGGACGAACAGGUGCGGCUGCAGCUGCUCAAUCAGGUCUAUUUGAAGGUUUUCGACGGAGAAUUGACAACUGUGCCUCUCGAAAGCCCGACAGCGAUUCUUGAUAUCGGCACCGCCGUUGGUGAGUGGGCGAUCGAUAUGGCUGAGAUGUUUCCCGAUUGCGAGGUCACAGGGACCGAUAUAUCUAACAUAUUCGAGCGAAGGGUACCACAAAAUGUGUACUGGGAAAUCGAUGACGCUGAGUUGGAGUGGGAGCGGCCACCAGAUCAUUACGACCUAGUUCAUCUCCGUGACAUGACCGGCGCAUUUGCAAGCUGGGAGUCUAUUUAUCAGUCUGCCUUCCAGUGCCUGAAACCUGGUGGGUGGAUUGAGAUACUAGACUUCGAUGAUAAGAAAGGGCUUCGCGACCUGUUUUCCUAUUUUGAGUCCGAUUCGUUGCUUUACAAGCUGGCACAAGAUCUUCAAGAAGCCUCUGUACUAUCCGGUCGUUCGCGAGGAGUUGCACACCUGGAGCCGAGGCUACUGGUCAACGCUGGCUAUGUUGAUGUCAACCUCACAGAGUAUUCAAUACCACUCAAGACACAAGAUGGAUCGACAGGCAAAUUCUGGUUAUUAUCUUGCUUGAACGGGAUGGAGGCCGCGUGCAUGCGGUUGCUUACGAAGUAUAAAAACUGGAACCCCGAUGACAUCCGUUUAGGCUGCGAGAUGGUUGGGGAAGAGCUGAUGACUCUCGCUCAAGAUCCACAAAGGGCGAAGACAUUUGUGGUGAAGCUUAGGGUGCUGACUGGGAGGAAACCCGGCCAUCAUGUUCGCUGGCCACCUACAAGCCUGAACGAGCUUGGAAGCACGGCGACAUUCGGUGAGGGCCAAUUUGACGCGCAUGCCGAACGUAUCCACGCCUCUGAUGACCUGAGGAGAACGUCGAUCAGUUUGAGACAUGGAGGUCAGUUAAUAGUGGAUGAUGAUGAUGAAAUACGACCCACCGCAUCUUCCAUCCACGAUAGAGCCCAACAUUCCAGUGUCAUGGAUAGAAACGACCAGUCACUGACGGCUUCUACUGGGCAUGGUAUUGGAAAUACAACAGAAGAUUGGCUACGAAAUGUGGACGUCGAUCAGUCUGAUAAUAAUAUAAACCAUGAUGAAUACACCGAUACCACGACGGACGAUACCAUGAUGGAAGAGAGCGAAAGUGGGCGCGAGGCAUCGCGCAAAAGUAUGAUAAAAGGCAGGCCAUUAUCUAAAGCUUCGGCAGGUACAACGGAAAACGAGAGUUCGGGAUCGCGAGAGCCAGUAACUGGACGUAUUUUAUCAAGCGUGGGCAGCGCUUCUCAUGGAAGCGGGCCACAUUUAUAA